This is a messenger RNA of Aspergillus welwitschiae, 2358 nucleotides long. RefSeq names its product Zn(II)2Cys6 transcription factor. The transcript is spliced from 7 exons. Gene Ontology annotation, molecular function: DNA binding; DNA-binding transcription factor activity, RNA polymerase II-specific; zinc ion binding. Gene Ontology annotation, biological process: regulation of DNA-templated transcription; DNA-templated transcription. The record is from RefSeq and is a predicted model, not a curated record. Lineage: Eukaryota; Fungi; Ascomycota; Eurotiomycetes; Eurotiales; Aspergillaceae. Bases 30 to 2072 code for a protein of 680 amino acids.
CACCAGAUCACUGACAAGCAGACGCUAGAAUGCCCACCAGCCAACAGAAAGCAACUCCUAGGCGCCAUCAGCGAUCAACGAUCGCUUGUGAGACCUGCAGAAAUCGCAAAGUGAGAUGCAGCCUCAACAUUACCGGUGUUCCCUGCAUCGGGUGUGCACAGGAUAACACCCAAUGUGUCGUGGAUCCGAAAAGACAGGAAAGGCUUCGUCGCAAUCGGACUUCUAAAGUACAGCAUCUUCACACCCCUUCGAACAACGCCCUGCCGGGGGUGAGCCGCGCCACCCGGCCUCAGAAUAUUUCAUCGCCUGCUUCUGACUAUCCCCGAGAGACAAUAAACCGCUACGAGACCGAUCUUAUAUCGAGGAGGCAGACUCCUUUGCUGCUAAAUGAUGCAGAAAGUGAGGAGCAAUACGGGCUCGAGAUUGCCGCUGCUGCGUUGGGACAACCUCGAAGAGCAGGCGGAGUGCCUUUCUACUCCGGAGCAGGAACUGGGCCAACAUCUGCUUUGGAAAUCUGCUUGUCUGACCAGUCGCUGUCAAAACAUUUCCUCGUGCCGUCGAGCCCGGCUGUCCAUCUCGCCGAAGAGGAUAAGAAGUAUCUCGAAAGCAAGGGUGUAUUCACAAUGCCAGGCCCCGCAACAUGCGAUAGUCUUUUGCGAGCCUACUUCCAUCACGUACAUCCGAUCAUGCCAAUUCUUGAGCCAGACGUGAUUCUCGAACACCACCGCACUGGCCGAUUACCGGAAAACAACGUCUUGAUCUUUUGGUGCAUCUUCUUUGUGGCGUCGAACUUUAUUCCUCCCCAGGUAUACGAGCAGGAAGGGUACGGAUCGCGCAAAGAGAUGAAGGCCGCGAUGUAUGCUCGGGCAAACUGCAUGUACAAUCACGGAGGAAAAAUGGAUAAGAUAAUUCUACUGCAAGCAUCGUUGCUGAUGGCAUUUUGGCAUUCCGAAGCAGAUGAACACACACAACCAUGGUACUGGAUGGGCAUUGCCAUUAGCUUCUGCCAAAUGCUAGGCCUCCAUCGAGACCCAGAUCUAUCCACAUACAAUUCCUCGAUCACGGAUCGCCAGCGACACCUUUGGCGAAGAUUAUGGUGGUCCUGCUUUUCGCGCGAUCGAUGGUUGAGCCUGACCUUGGGCAGACCGUUGCGAAUCAACCUCCACGAUUGUGAUACGCCAAAGCCAUCCGUUGAUGACUUUCUGAGCGAUGUUGUAGGCCUGUCUCCGCAGAUGACAUCCUACCUACCAGAAAACCUGGAAGUAUUGGCCAGCCAUUGGGUUAAGUAUCUGGAAAUCAGUGCUAUACUAGGCGAUGUGAUUAGCAUGCACUACCAGGCGAGUAAGCCUAGGCCGUCGCUAAAAAAUGUCAAUGACAUGGAGAUCAAGAUAUCCCAAUGCACUGUUCCAGAACAAGACGAUCCGAGUUUAUCUCGUGUUGCUAUCUUCGGCAUCUACCACCUCCAGUUGCACUACCAUGCACUUGCGGGAUCAUUCUAUCGGCCGUUUAUUACUACGUUACCGAAAGACCUCGACCCAGUUGACAAAGAAGGCUGGACACAUCGUAUGCGACUGAAGGCCGACGCAGCAGCUUCUCAUACAAACACUGUCGUCGAAGCUAUGGCCCAAGACGGCCUGCUUGAAUUUUCAGGGCCCAUGACACCUCCCCUCCUAGUCCCAGCAAUGCAAACCAACCUCCUCAACUGCAAGAUUGGCAACUCCUUAUCUAAACGACUUCGCUUCAACAAACUUAGUAUGUGCAUGAUGGUGAUGGAAGAACUUCAAAAGACAUACACCGUUGCGUCCAUAUACCGCGCGAUCUUCGCAAAGGCCAUCCAGCUGCUCUUUCCGGAGAAUACAGAGACUACUUUACCAGGAUACCCUGAUGCUGGCGCCGACCAUAAUCUAACCGAUACCUCGCGAUUGGAAGAAACUGGUGAUGUUAUGGGGACAGCGGAGAUCGGGGCCAUAAAUGCGCCGGUUUAUAAUGAUAUUUCGGCGGAUGCUUUCGUCGAUCUGCUCAUGGAUGAAGCGUCUAUAUUCAAUUUCUGGGAUACGUGGACCCGAACUUGAGCCAUUACUAUGCAAAAUGGACUAGUACAGUAUGUAUCUGGGAUGCAUUACGGACUUUCACUUCAAAGCAGAUAGUCACUUAUAUCAUCGCGGCCUAAAUGCUACAAACUUUUCGAAGUCUAUAUCGAUCCCAUCUAAGUCCACCACCAAAGUUCACCAUAAGGAUAGACGACAUUUCUCAACGUUGGUCAGCAAUUAACCCCCCUACCCAAAAGAAAAAACAAACAAACAAAAAGAAGAUGGAAAAAAGGAGAAGAAUACAUACAACAGAAGGGAUUCGCUGGUG